AUGUUCGAGGUACGUCUCGCCAGAAAUCCGGCCUCAGGGCUGCGCAACAGUGCGUACUGUCAGCAUUCCUGUGCAGCUUGGUACAGACGCCAGACGAGCCGGAAGACAAUGUGCGAUGUCCUCUCGCAAGCCCGUCUGUCGAAGGGACUCGAAGCAGACGCCUUCGGCUGUCGAGCUGAGAAUGCCAAAUCUCUCCUUUCGGCCUAG
Messenger RNA from Protopolystoma xenopodis, 207 nucleotides. The record is from the annotation of a GenBank genome assembly. NCBI's taxonomy places the organism in Eukaryota, Metazoa, Platyhelminthes, Monogenea, Polystomatidea, Polystomatidae.